AUGGUGAAUAUGGUAGUCCGGAACUUGAAAGCUCUUGUUGUACUUGUAACAAUUAGCCUGUCAAAACUCAGCAAAUCCGAUGAUUGGAUCUUAGCAAAGCAGGAUAUAGUUCAUCCCACGUCCGGACUGAUUUUACAGUAUAAAUCGGAUUAUCGACCGGCGAAUAAGAUUGUUACGUUAUCGACAGUGAUCCCAAUGGUUGCUGAUAUGUGCUAUCUAAUUCCCAUUUCUGCUUUGAAAAAAAUUCCUCGUUGUAACUUAACAAUUGACACGGUAAACUUUAUUAACCGCGACUCGGCAACAACAGUCAGAAAAACGUCUAAAUUGUUAAGAAGACGCAAAAGAUUUUUGACUGAUAUUGUCUCUAUUGGGAUGAGUAGUGCAGCUCUAUCUUUAUCCACCAUGAAUAUGAUUCAGACAGCAAGCCUAAAGCAAGAGAUGAAGUCUGUUACAGAAACAAUUAGAGUACUUCAAAAAACGAAAUAUACACAAGAUGCUCAGAUUUUGCAGCUCACAGAUGGACAAUUCAAACUAGCUAUGGAACUUAACAGUACUCAAGAAGCAAUUAAUCGAACAAUGCACCUUGUUAACCAACAUACUGAUACCCUUCGAGAACAUGAUGAUGCCAUAAGAAGAAUUGGCGAAUUUUCCACCUUCAUUAAUAACAAACUUAAUGCGUUUAUGCAUAACGUUGAGGGUAUUCUCAAAGGUAAUCUUAAUUUACAUUUUAUCCAUCACGAUGAUAUACCAAAAGUAAUCGAAUAUGUGAUAAACGCAACGAACAUCUCAUUUGAAGAUAACAAUAGCUCCAUAUCAAUGAUAGAUUUAGUAACUCGGUUACUCGUUCGUCAAGAGAUAGUGUGUAUCCCUACAAUCCAAAUGAGAGCCUCAACGUUUGGUGUAAUCAUAGGUGAACUCGUGUUUACUUCGUAUUUUGCCGCUUCAAACCAUGAUGAAAAGCCGUUCUUUGUUUAUGAGCCAAUACCUAUUCCGUUUAAUCACCAACAGAAACGUGUAAGACUUGCUCAAAUGCCGGCUUACGUGGCGAUUCAACCCGAUUCUCGCCAAUUUGUACGAUGGUCUCCAGAAGAAGCAGAGCCAUGCUGCUUUGAAGUGAUGACGUCCUGUCGUGUAAACCCAGUUAUCCGGAAAGAUCUUGAGGAUAUGUGUAUUUAUCAAGUUUUAACCAGCGCGCCACUAAAAUCAUGCCGCAUAGAGUCGUAUCUCGAACCAAUAUUUGUGCGCAAAGUCAGAAAUUUUUGGGCCAUUUCCAUGAAUUCUUCCACAAAAUGUCACCGAGCUACUCCGAUGGAUUCUGAUAACUAUAAAAUUAUGAAUAAUAAUGCAAUAACUCUACCACCUACCUCCUUACUUUCGGCUAAAGACGGAGCCGCUUUAUCUUGUGAUUAUUUCUACUUGCCUGGGCUUCCCAUUCAAUCCCACUCCAGAUUAGUUCUAUACCAAAAAUUAACGGUGAAUGCUGUUUAG
Adineta ricciae is the source of this 1488-nucleotide messenger RNA. The record is from the annotation of a GenBank genome assembly. Lineage: Eukaryota; Metazoa; Rotifera; Eurotatoria; Adinetida; Adinetidae.